Molecule: messenger RNA, 2853 nt
Organism: Felis catus (domestic cat)
Lineage: Eukaryota; Metazoa; Chordata; Mammalia; Carnivora; Felidae
Gene: DNAJB6
Product: DnaJ heat shock protein family (Hsp40) member B6
Exons: 11
Coding region: 459-1553 (364 amino acids)
Biological process (GO): positive regulation of proteasomal ubiquitin-dependent protein catabolic process; protein refolding
Cellular component (GO): endoplasmic reticulum membrane; cytosol
Molecular function (GO): ATPase activator activity; Hsp70 protein binding
Source: RefSeq, a predicted model, not a curated record
CUUUCCUUUUCCUUUCCCAGGGACUCUGGGGGCGUGCUUUAGCUCGUCCCCAGUGACAGCCACAAGCCGUAGGAGGUGUCAUUGUGUGGUUCCCAUGUUGUGUCUGCUCGGGGCGGGGACAGCGUGUUCGUCCUGGUGGCUGUGCAGUCUUGCCCAACGCCUGGCACGGGAACGCACUGAAUGGAGGGGUAACCGAAGCUCCCAGAGCAGGGCCGUGUCAGGAAAACAAGAUACUCGCAGAAGGCCUGUCAGCUGGUGGUCAAGUGGGCACUGAGUGCCUGCCUCAGAGUCACCUGUUAGUUUUAUUUAGUUUAGGCUAUUAUUAGGCUAUUUCAGAGCUUUUAUUCUAUAUUGAGAAGGGUCUAGGGCACAAAUCUUGGAAUCUGUUCCCGGAUGAGGGCCCAGCCUGACAGGCUAGUGGUUAGUGCUCAGGACUCACUCCAACAGCCUGUUAAAACAUGGUGGAUUACUAUGAAGUUCUAGGCGUGCAGAGACAUGCCUCAGCUGAGGAUAUUAAAAAGGCGUACCGGAAACUGGCACUGAAGUGGCAUCCAGAUAAAAACCCUGAGAAUAAAGAAGAAGCAGAGAGAAAAUUCAAACAAGUGGCAGAGGCGUAUGAGGUGUUAUCGGACGCUAAAAAACGAGACAUCUAUGACAAAUACGGCAAAGAAGGAUUAAAUGGCGGAGGUGGAGGUGGAGUUCACUUUGACCAUCCGUUUGAUUUUGGCUUCACAUUCCGUAACCCAGAUGACGUCUUCAGGGAAUUUUUCGGUGGAAGGGACCCGUUUUCAUUCGACUUCUUCGGUGUUCUAGGUGACUUCCAUUUUCAGGCGCUAAGGAUUUGCACACAGGAACAGAAACUUCUCCACGGCUGCUACAUGUACGAAGUAACGGUACAGCCUGCUGGCGAAGACCCAUUUGAGGACUUUUUUGGGAGUCGAAGAGGCCCCCGUGGAAGCAGGAACCAAGGCCCAGGGUCGUUUUUCUCUGCCUUCAGUGGAUUUCCGUCAUUUGGAGGAGGGUUUUCUUCCUUGGAUACAGGAUUUACUUCCUUCGGGUCGGCAGGUCACGGGGGCCUCACUUCCUUCUCGUCCACGGCGUUUGGUGGCAGCGGGAUGGGCAGCUUCAAAUCUAUAUCCACUUCUACGAAAAUGGUGAACGGCAGAAAAAUCACUACAAAGAGAAUUGUCGAGAAUGGCGAGGAAAGAGUAGAAGUUGAAGAGAACGGCCAGUUAAAGUCCUUAACGAUAAAUGGUGUGGCGGACGAGGCCGCCCUCCAGGAAGAGCGCCUUCGCAGAGGCCAGAGCGCGCUGCCCUCCCAGCCGGCCAGCACCAGCGGCCCCUCGCCGAGGUCACACGGGCCGGCCGCUCUGCCCAAACACCAGUCUCCGCCCGUCUGCGAAGAGGAGGACGAGUCGGGCAGACAGCGGGCCGCCGGCAGCCCCUGGAACCCCUUCAUGCUCUCUGCAGGACUCAAAGAAGGUGGCAAGAGGAAGAAGCCGAAGCAGAGGGACGAGUCCAAGAAGAAGAAAUCGACCAAAGGCAAGCACUAGGCGGACUCGCGGCCGCGCGCCUGCUGCCGGAGCUGGCGCCCGGCCCGCCCCGUGCCGUAGUGCGAGGCGCGCACGAGUUAGGUAGCGGCACCGCUUGGCCACCGUCCCCACACCGCAGCUUCUCGGCUCGGGGACGGCAGGAGACGGGAGUGACGGUCGUGGGCGGAGCCUGUCCGCACUGUCCUCGCGUCUCCCGGCCCCAAAUCCGACAGCAGCUCCCCUGAGGGGGUCGGGGACCCGGCUCCUUCCUUCCGACUGUCGAACACGAUGCCGACUGCUGAGCUGUUGUAGCGUCAGAGGUGUGACUGGUGCAGGCGGGUGAUGGAGUGUGUGUCCACGGAAUGCCUUUCUCUCUUCCCGCGGGAGAGUCCUUGGAGCUGGCGCGUAGUUAGGGGCGGGGUGACGUCAUCGCACGUCCUGCAUGGAGUCCGCACCGCCAGGGGUCUUCCCUCCGGGUUACGGGGUGUCCCAGCCGCCUCCCUGGGGGCCCGUGGGUGAGUCUCUAGGUAUAAAGUCAUUCCUUAAAUUUACCGGAGUUUCAAGCUCCAAGGAGCCCAAACCUGACUUCGAAUAUUGUUUAGUUUUUGCAAAUUCCAUCUUUUUCUCUUGGACCCAUGAUUCUCAUUAGCAUAUGCACAGGACCCUGCAGAAUUUUGUUCGGUAAUCCCUUCUGCUCUUCGUUUGGGUCAUUCUGGGGAGACGCACGUGCAGUAUUCACACACACACACACACACACACACACACACACACACACACUCAGAUUGGAACGAGGGCGCUGAAGAAAAGAUUUCAGUUGUAAACAUUGGCUCCUCUAAAAACAUCGUUUAUUUUCCUAGCAGUUUUUUUCUGUCCACUUUCCUGCACUUCUUUGCGUGAUCAGCUGCUUCUUAACCCUUUGGUUCUACUGACUCGAUCCGUGCCGCGCCUAACCUUUGCUGCGCGCUUCCUGCCCAGGCCUUUCCUCCGUAACACAAGGGCCAGCUCACACCGCUUGGAAAUGGGGGCUCGGGGCAGAGCUUUGACGUGGUGUGAGAAUGCCGCUGUCGUGAAUGUGGCAGCCAGCGGCCCCCGUGGCCCCUGUAGCCAGCCGCGUCAUGGGCGUCGUGGGUGUGGAAGCCAGAAACGAGUGUAACUUUGCGACUCUGAGAUGACUGUUAGGGGAGGGGUGCUUUGUUUUGUUUGGCUUUGGCAGGGAGGUGGUGUGGACUGGUAUUACGGCUUACCGUGGAAAAUGUACCCAUGAAAACAUACUGUAUUUUAAGUGCUAUCAGCAGAAAUAAAACGUAAGCGCCGUCUUGGA